UUGGCGCCGCCAAGUUGGCGGCUAUUAGGGUUUCUCUGGUGCAGGAAACGCACGUGCCCAUCAAUGAAGCGGUUGGUCGUCCUCGUCCUUGUCCCGGAAGGUGCAGCGAUCUUCCUGUUCCUCCUCCUCUUCCUCCUUCCCCAAACCCUGCCUCCGCCUGUCUCCUCGACUCCGACCCUCCAGACUCUCCCCGCUUCCGUCGCCGCCGAAGUCAGCCGCCUUAGGCACGACCCCAAUCCCGACCGCGCCUUCUCCUUCUUUCGUCCUGUGGCUUCCCUCUGGACCCUCACUUUUGCCUCCUCCGUCUGCGUCCUCUCCCCCCUUCACCUCCCUCUCUCCCUGUUCCCGCCCUCAUCGCCUUGCGGCAGGUACCAUCUUACUGGAGAAGGGCGCUGAUGAUGACACACUUGGACUUGAUACCUUUUGACAGCACGCGCCAAAUUGGAGCUUUUGCAGUGGCCAUGAAUCGAGGCAGCAGCAGUGGACAUCGGAGGCAAUGUCAUGCUCUCCCAUAUAGGCGGACUCCAGUAUUUGCAUUGUCACUCAGGGAGAUCCCAGCAGCCCGCCAAUAUAUGAGAACCUCAUAACCCAGCGGGAGGUAGUUAUUGUAAGCAAAGGUAUUGGAGGUGACCCAAUCUCGACCAUGUGGUGGAAUAACAAGCGAGCGGCUCCAUCCAAUUCGUGAGUCCUGCAAAGGGCCUUGGUAUAAGUGUAGUCAUUGGGAAUAAAAUCGAGCCACUUCAACUGCUCAUACAGAGUGAUGGCGGCAGCGGGAUUGGGUUUCUCGACCAAGCUGUUGAAGUGGAGGCCGAACAUAGGCCUUGACGAGGGAGUUGAGGGGGCCUGCUCAGCAUAGCAAAGAGAAUCCAGUAAUGAAGGAAUAGCAGGACACCGUGCAAAAGGAAGGAGAUGAUGCGGCAGGAGAAGCGAAAUCGAGGCGGGAGCGGAAGGCGAAGGGGGAGAGGACGGAGAUGAAAGUGGCCUAAGUGGGAGGGUCGACAGGAAAGUCACAGGAAUCCAGGUGACGAAAGGAGGAGAAGAUGAGGUUGGGGUGGUGCUUAAGCUGGUUCACUGUGGCGGCAACUGAGGUGGGAGAGAUUGGAAUCGGGGAACAUUGGGAGGGUCUGGCGGGUCGGAGUCGAGGAGACGUGGAGGCAGAGAGGAACUGGGUUUGGGGAAGGAGGAACAGAGGAACUUCUUGGUGCACCUUACAACUGCAGGGGCGACCCCGUGUGCUUCGUUGAUGAUGUGAUGUGUGCGUUUCCUUCUUGCAACAAAGAAUCCCUACUUAGACUAGUGACUCUUCAGCUGCCGCCAUGUCAAAAUACCGAAAAUUUAUAAAGAACGGCUUGAGAGAGACUUGACUC
Molecule: messenger RNA, 1367 nt
Organism: Eucalyptus grandis
Lineage: Eukaryota; Viridiplantae; Streptophyta; Magnoliopsida; Myrtales; Myrtaceae
Exons: 2
Coding region: 64-396 (110 amino acids)
Source: RefSeq, a predicted model, not a curated record